Molecule: messenger RNA, 1340 nt
Organism: Pantherophis guttatus
Lineage: Eukaryota; Metazoa; Chordata; Lepidosauria; Squamata; Colubridae
Product: olfactory receptor 6M1-like
Biological process (GO): G protein-coupled receptor signaling pathway
Cellular component (GO): membrane
Molecular function (GO): olfactory receptor activity; G protein-coupled receptor activity
Source: RefSeq, a predicted model, not a curated record
AUGGAACUGAACUCUCCCAACGUCACAGUGGUGACUGAGUUCAUCUUAGUAGGCUUCCAACUUUCAAAGGCCUUGGAAUGCUUCUUGUUUUGGGUCUUCCUGUUGGUUUUUCUGCUCACGUUGACUGGGAACUUCGCCAUCAUCGCCCUGGUGUGCAUGGACCAACGCCUCCAAACCCCCAUGUACUUCUUCUUCUGCAACUUGUCUUUUCUGGAGACUCUCUUUGUCUUGACAAUCUGCCCAAAGAUGCUCGUGAGUCUGAUUUCUCUGAACAAAACUAUUUCUUUCAGGGGAUGUAUUGCCCAGUGCUAUUUCUACUUCUCCUUGGGUACCUCUGAGUGCGUUCUUAUUGCUGUGAUGGCCUUUGAUCGCUAUGUUGCUAUCUGCUACCCACUCCGCUAUGCCAUCAUCAUGAACAAACGUCUCUGUGUCUUCUUGGCCCUGGGCUGCUGGACUGGGGGAUUCCUUCUCCUUCUUAUUCCAGUGCCCUUCCUUCUCCAUCUGUCCUUCUGCGCCUCUAAUCUCGUUGACCAUUUUUUCUGUGACUACGCCCCAAUUAUCAAGCUUUCUUGCAGCAAGAAUGUGAAUUUCCUCCUGGACUUUGAGACAGCUCUCUCCUUAGCGGUGAUGCUGACCUCCUUAUCUAUCAAUGGAGUCUCAUACGUCUAUAUUAUUUCCACCGUCCUACGGAUGCACUCCACCAAAGGCCAGAAGAAGACCUUUUCCACCUGUGCUUCCCACCUUACAGUAGCUAGCAUUUUCUACGGCAGUUCCAUCUUCAUGUACUCCUUACCCACCAAAGGACAUUCCCGGGGUGUCCAAAAAUCCAUGGCACUUCUGACUGCGGUUAUUACUCCAUUAUUGAAUCCUUUUAUUUAUACCCUGAGAAACCAGAAGGUCAAAGAGGUCUUAAAAGACUGUCUGAAGAACUCAUUUCCACACUGAGAAGAACAGCACCAAUUUCCCUCAUCUGUGUCUAGGAAAUUUCAUCUUACAUUUGCACACAGCACCAUUUCUAUAGAGGGACGAUCGAGGGCAUCCUGUCAUAUUACAUUACAGUUUGGUUUGGAAACAUUACUACUUCAGACAGGAAGGUGGUGCAGAGAGUGGUGAGGACAGCAGAAAAGAUUAUUGGUAGUUCACUUCCAUCUAUCCAGGACAUGGCAUAUAAGCGAUGCUUGAGGAGGGCCCACAGGAUUGUCUGGGAUGCUACACACCCUCUUCACAGUGUAGAAAAAUUGAUUGUGUAUGUUUUGGCUAUUGUCCUGCUUUAUGUUAGUAGUUUUAGGGCUCCAAAAUCAUAAAUGGGGCACAUUUUGAAAGCAUUACAUCCAGAUGCA